Messenger RNA from Leucoraja erinaceus (little skate), 3849 nucleotides. RefSeq lists its product as uncharacterized. The record is from RefSeq and is a predicted model, not a curated record. NCBI's taxonomy places the organism in Eukaryota, Metazoa, Chordata, Chondrichthyes, Rajiformes, Rajidae. Bases 101 to 766 code for a protein of 221 amino acids. The transcript has 2 exons.
AUUGAAUGGUGGAGUAGAUGCAAUGGGCUGAAUGGCCUAAUAGUACUCCUAUAGCUUGUGAACUUGUUUGGUUUAAAUCCAUUGGGGGUGCAGUGACUUUAUGACUCAAUGCAUGGGGUUGGCAUCAAGAACCCGCAGCCAAUCAGAGCUGGGGGGAGGGGGGUUGCGAUUGUUCCUCAGAAUGCUGAGUCAGGGAUCCGUCGCUGAGUUCCAAAGUUUCCAUGUGCAUCUUUUUAAUUUAAAGAUAACUUCACGUUGGAAUGCAGUGAUGCAGAGGGAUAAUGAGGCCCAUGGGGAGAGCGGAGAGAGGGAGCCCAGAGAUCUGAGCAGGGUGGCCUCACGCCACGCAGAGACCAUGAGCAAGAAGGCGCCCAAGUACUUCCCUUCCCUCUAUGACACCAACAGCAACUCGUCCCCUCUCAACGGCUUCAACAUCUGGAAGAACCUCUUCCCGGCCCCGGAGAUCGUGGAGAACAAGCCCACCAAGGCUUCCCUGUGGCCGCGGGGGUUGGCGGAAAACGCCUACGAGCCCCUGAAGUUCUUCUCCCCGCCGGUGGGAGGAGACUCCGCCUGGAGCGAGCUGGACGAGAUCUGCGAGUUGGACAUCAGGCUGAAGGAGAUGGAGCUCCUCACGCUGACUGGAGAUGGCUUCGACCUGCGGAGAUAUAAGUUUUUAAAGAUGCUGAAAGAUGAGAAGAUGCAAGACAUCAAGGCAGCCAAGGAGAAGAAGCUGCAGAUCUUAAAGGACAAGGCGAAGAAAUGGUAGUCCUUCCAUUGAGCAGGAGAAUGGAGAUCUUAGCGCCUUCAAGGAUAAUCAACCACACUGCAAUCAAAGAUGUUUAAUGUAGGGUCUGAUAUACAAAACAUUAAGUUGGACUGAAUUACUAGGUUUCCUUUCUGAUUUGCAACCAAACGCCUCACUGACUGUCAAAAUUCACUAAAUAAGACAUUUCAAUGUAGUUACUCAACUUAAGCCAGAUUGAGUUGCACAUCAUUUAAACCGCUCCCAUUGUUAGAUCACACUGGGUGUUUGAUGCCACUGGCUUUUCCACAACUCUCCGAGGAAUUGUUACAACAGCGGGGAUUACCUUGGCUGGUGGGAUUACCUUUAUCCUCCCUUCAUCCGGUUCAGUUUACAGGCCAGGGUUGUCAACUCUGCUGGAAGUUUAGUUCUUGACAUCUUUCAUGCCUUGUCUCAAUCUUGUUCCUAACGUUCUUUUAAUAACUCAUUUAUCGUCUAGGGAAAACAUUUUUUUUUUUUUAAUCCCCCCCACUUGCUUCUCUCAAGUUGGGACGGUGCCUUCCGGGUUAAUCUUCAAUUCCAGGGAAUCCCAGGAUAACGGUGGAGAGAUAGCAAUCCCAAACCAGGGCCUCUGGAUGAGAGAUGAUGCAUGGAGACACUUGGGAGUGGGAUGCAUUGGUGGGGAGGGAAGGUGGCAGUGUGGAACCUGCAGAAUAACACGAGUUGCUACCUAAUGAACCCCUAUUCUGUACCAAUCCAUGGAGGUCAUUCUAAAUCCAGCACAGACACCUCCCUCUCUCCCCAUUUCCUCUACCCCUGCCCCAGACUACUGACGGACAUAGAGUCAAUGUGAAAACAUUCGGGGAAAUGAUAGGAGAUUGUUUAAGCCUUCAUUCUUUCAAUGAGUCAUCCUCUGCUCUGCCGGCAUGAUAAAGGAUUCAUGGUUUUCAUCCCCUCAUGUUUUUGCAAUGGCUUUUAGUUACUCUGAGUUGGAUAAAGGCCUCUAGAUGUUGAUGGAUGUCUGUCAGAAGGCAUCUAGUCUCUUUCUCGAAAUAGUUGUUUCCAUUUACAUGUACCAGUGGCUGAAUCCAUCUGUUUCAAAUGAUGUUCUUGUAUAAUGUUCAGCUUUGAGUGUGCAUUGAAAUGCCUGCCCAUUCAAUCCAUUUCACACCCAUCCACAAACCUCACAUGCAUUAUCUAAGCAAUUCAGGCAUCCUUGUGAUCCUCGGAUCCCCAACUAAACGGUGCUUUCACCAGACACGGUUCAUUUGGGAAUCAAAAUUUCAGUUGGCAAAUUUAGCCCAGUGUUUGGAGCGAUGAAACGCAGUGCCUGCAAAGGCAAGCUCUGGCCAUAAGGGGUCGCUGUUGAACAGAGCUGGAAACAUCUGUAGAAGACAUCAGUCGUGUGGUCCUCUGCUGUUACUCGUGCAUGGAUAUUGGACUUGGCUCUUGGCAUUCUGUCUCUCGGCCGUCAGGGGCACAGAGAUUAUGUCACCGGGACUAGUGCCAGGAGAUGCAGGUUCAAAUCCCAACCAGGGAGCUGGAUAUUUUAAAUCCCAUUGACAAAAUAAAUCGAUAAAUUGAAAAACCUAAUAUCAGUGAAUUUCAUUGUGGAUGUGUCAAACUUCCAAACUCCAGACCCAUCAAUGGGAUUGACUGGUAACAACUAGUACAGGGGCUGUGAAAGAUCGGGGAUAAACUCUGCUCAUUCCAUAUACAUUUGUGUCCUGUGAAUUAACAUUUCUUUAAGCUACCAGGUAGCCAAUAUUCCCACAAACAUCAAAUGUCGUUCUUGCCGACGUUCCCUGUUAAUAUCUAUAUAUAUAUAUAUAUAUGUUUUAAGGAUUGACUGUCAUGCUGUCAAAGAGAUAAGAGGUGUAAAAGUUAAUAUACUGGGUGCCUGCAAAUAACUGCACUAUGAAUUGAAGUCUUUGUGGAAGUAAAAGAUACUAGGCUUUAGAAUUACAUCAGUAUAUUUUUCUUGGUGACUACAAGGCAUCAAGCAUUUCAGCAUUGAAAGUGUGAAGAUAAUUUGAUGUUAGUGUUGCUUUUAAUGGGGCCAGGAUUGGAAAAUGCUUAAAAAUAUAUAUAUUUUUCUGUAUAAGCACCGAUAACCAUUGAAAUUGUAUAUCAUUGGAAUAUUCGAUAUAAAAGUUAAUAAUGUACAAUGUCAAUGAUUUUAGAUUUUGGAAAUGGGUAAUUUAUUUCUGCAUGCUCUUGGAUAAAUUAAUGGAAACAAAGUUAAAUAAAAAUGCAGAUGAAUUAAAAAAAAAAUACGUGUGAUGUUGUCUGAAUGGGAAACUCCCAGUGUAAAGACCAGAGAACCAUCAAUAUAGUUUAGUUUUAGAGAUACAGCAUGGAAACAGGCCCUUCAGCCCGCGUUAACCAUCGAUCACCCAUGCACACCCAGUUUUAUGCUAUCCCACUCUCUCAACCACUUCAUACACACUAAGGGUAAUUAACAGAGGUCAAUUAACCAACAAAGACACACCUCUUUAAGAUGUGUGAGGAAACCAAGGCACCCGGAGGGAACCCACAUGGUCACCAGGAGAACAUGCAAACUCCACACAGACAGCACCUGAGGUCAGAAUCGAACCCAGAUCUCUGGCGCUUUACCACCGCACUGUGCUGCCCAAAUGUGGUGGCACAAUAAUCUCUUAUGAAUGGAAGGGAAUCUCUUAUUAUUGGGUUAAACAGCUCCUCAGCGCUUGCCCUACCUCAGUUUCCCCGGCUCGUAUUAAGUUUGUACUUUCACUUGGAAUAAUGAAAGUAUUUAAUUGAAACAAAAUGCUCUGCAUUCUUCCAAAAUGUGGAACCCACUAAAACAACCCCUGCACAUUGGCCGUACCAAGUGGAGACUCGGCGACCAUUUCACCAAGUCCUUGGAAUGAACUUGCACCGUGGGGACAGGGCUUUUACUUCAAGCAAACUGCACUGCGAGAUACAAUCCAGCAGUACUGAUCAAUGCAAUCAAUUAACCUCCCCCCCUCCCCCAUAAAUCACGUUGACUGCAGGAAUAAAACCAUCAUGGACAGAACAGCCAAAUUCUUCACAUCACCCUAACAUCCUCACCAGCAUUGACAUAUAGUGGGAUUUGCAGACAAAAU